Molecule: messenger RNA, 588 nt
Organism: Impatiens glandulifera
Lineage: Eukaryota; Viridiplantae; Streptophyta; Magnoliopsida; Ericales; Balsaminaceae
Exons: 2
Coding region: 53-274 (73 amino acids)
Source: RefSeq, a predicted model, not a curated record
AAUAAGGGCAGCAAAAUAACCAGUUUCUCUCUCAUCGUGCAAUUCAAGAAGAAUGGGAUACGUCCUCAGGUUGAGAUUCGCAUCUUUCUUCGCCGGCGCCGCCGCGGCAUCUGCCGUCGGGCUUUAUGUCCUCCACCACGAUUACAAGGCCGCUCAUCAAUCCCAAUCUCAACAGAUUGAUGGGUUCUACAGAAGUCUAGACAAGCGAAUCUCAGCUUUAGAGAAGUUGAAAGAAGUUGAGGCGGUGUCAAAGCCUGCAGAGUUAACAGAAUGAGAGUUUUUCCAAAUGAAAGGCUGCUGUUGUUACUUACAGAGGCACAGUCAUUGUUGGUUUGGCUACAAGAUAAUGAACUUUUGAUGUAAUCCCAUAUUACAACCUGCUGUUGAUCCUUGAAAUUUUCAAUUAGUAGGUAGUGAUUAUAAAAUUUGACAACUUCUUUCUCACUUUAGAGAUCCAUCUUAGAUUUCUUUCUAUCAAUGGAUUAGAAGAGACUGUUUUCAAUUCUGCAACUGGAAUCUGGAAUAAUGCAACUUUAUGAGUGUGUUUUGAGGUAUUUAUUAUCAUAAAAUAUAUCUUAUUCAAAUCUC